AUGACUAAAUAUGAGAAUCUUGUGGCCAGCAAUGAAGCAUGCGAACAAAAGCUGAUUAAGGUCUUGCAACCAAAGAACCUGUUGCUUACCCAGGCACCAAUGGCUGUAUUUGAUGAGCCAACUAAAUCUGAACUCCAAGCUUUUGUUCAUGUCCGGUGCUUCCCUUCAGUCCAGAAAACAGCAGAUUGGCCAAGAGAAUUAGCUCAAGAUUGGCCUCCAAAGAAAGGCAAAUUCAGUGAUAUUUCUAAGGGAGAUACUACACACUGUCUUAUAAGGAUGGCCGAUGACUGUAAGGCUAAACCUAUACUGCUGCAAAAGCCAAAGCAAAUAGCUGCCAGCAAUUCCCAGCAGGAGCAGCUUUCCCAGAGACAUCUUGGAGCAACUAUUGUUCGAUCUUCACAAUCUAGAUUUGCUGCGAGUAGAUCUAUUCUUGCUUCUAGUUUGAUGCAAAUGGAAUCUUUUAGAAGUUUGGCCCAAAAUAUCUUUGGAUUGGAUGUUACCACGGAUCAUGCGAUGCAAGUUCAAGCAGAUCACCUCCAAGGAAUGCUAGCUACAAGAUUGGACUGGCUCGUAAAUGAAAGCCAAAGAGUGAAAGCUCAUAAUAAAUCUAACUGGUGCUGGAGCUUCCAAGCCAAAAGGCUAGGCUAUAUGUCUGCUCUUUUUACUAUGGCCGGCAUGGUAGUGAACGAUUUGCAUUGCUUUGGCGCGGCAGAUUGUUUGCUAGCGGAUCCUUCUCAAUUUGAACUUGUUACUUUGGGAAUUAGAAAAGAUGGUGCUUACUACUAUUGGGACAGCAAUCGCAGAGAAUGGGUUCGAGCUGGGAUGGUGGCUUCCGUAGAUGACAGAGAUAUGCAUAGCCGACAUUUGGAGCAUGAAAAAGGCUCCAAGCUCCAAGCACCAGAGCACUGGAAAUCCGAGUUCUAUACGAGCUACCCAUUCAAAGGAGACAAAGAUCCAUCAUCCUUUAGUUGUGGAAGGCGGGGCUUCUUUGAAAGUCUGCAACAAUAUGUUGGUUUGGGUGUGGCUUUGCCCCCUCAAAGUGACAGUUUCCAUACAAAUCUAGCAACCCAAACCCGAGUACUGGCCCAAAUGUUCAAUAUUACUUUCGCAGAAACUCAAAAUAUCAAGAAGAUGAACAAGAAGCUCACCCCAGUAGAGAACCAGCGCAGGGCCAUCCAUUACAUGCUCGAAUGUGCUUGUGGGUUGUUGCUUUCGCCCAGCUCGAACAUCUCAAGCAACCCAGGCUGGGAGCAAGCUUUAAAGCAAUACAAUUAG
Molecule: messenger RNA, 1275 nt
Organism: Seminavis robusta
Lineage: Eukaryota; Bacillariophyta; Bacillariophyceae; Naviculales; Naviculaceae
Source: the annotation of a GenBank genome assembly